Messenger RNA from Chaetomium fimeti, 2821 nucleotides. RefSeq lists its product as uncharacterized. Bases 407 to 2704 code for a protein of 765 amino acids. Gene Ontology annotation, molecular function: actin filament binding. The record is from RefSeq and is a predicted model, not a curated record. The transcript has 2 exons. Gene Ontology annotation, cellular component: actin cytoskeleton. Lineage: Eukaryota; Fungi; Ascomycota; Sordariomycetes; Sordariales; Chaetomiaceae. Gene Ontology annotation, biological process: actin filament organization.
UUGCAAUUUUAGGGGCCUCCAGGAGCCGCCGUACCUGGAAUGGCGCCCCCCCUGCCCUGCCAACACACAACAACCAAGAUUCCUCCCACCUCGCCGGGAAGUCCUCUCAGACUCUGUUGGCUUGUUCCCACGAACAACAACGACCUCAGGGAUUUCCAAUUUAUUGGUAACGUUGAUCAUUGUAGUCACUGAUCGCUCUUGCCUUCGACGCCGCCGCGUCAGCUGCUGAUUCGGACCCCGCCAUUCGCCAUCGUCAUUGGGGCGCCAUUGGAGAUUACGGGCAGCGUUCACUAAUUAACGCCACUCAAGCCUGAAGCCUGACGAACCAUUUGUAUUCUUCCGUUCGACUCGAUCAAACUACCUCGACCAACGCAGUCCGCGAUUGUUCCCUGGGAAGUUGCCCGUCAUGGCGUCGGUGUCGUCCUUAGAUAAGGACUUGCGCAAGAUGCGCCUCGACAAGUACACGCCCGCCGCUGCAAACGAGGCACGACAAUGGAUUGAAGAGAUGCUAGGAGAGAGGCUGCCGGCCGGUGACUUGCUCGAUGUGCUGAAGGACGGUGUGGCCCUGUGCAAACUGGUCAACCUCGCUGUCGGUCCUCCGGGCGUCAAAUUCAAGAAGUCGGCCAUGCCCUUCGUCCAGAUGGAGAACAUCUCACACUUUCUGCGUGCCAGCCAGGCGCCGCCACUCAACCUCCAGCAGCACGACACGUUCCUGACCGUCGACCUUUACGAGCAGAAAGAUCCGGCCCAAGUCCUCCAAUGCCUCGGCGCCUUUAGUCGUGCCGCCAACAGCGUGAACCCGGCGGCAUUCCCCAUGGCCAUCGGCCCGCGGAGUUCUCGACUGGGUGUGGUGAGCCCUGAACCAACGGGCCCAGGUAGUCCACCCGGCCUUCGCGGCCGCGGCCCCUCCAAUGCUAGCAAUACCUCGUCCCUUUACGGCAGACCUGCCGUGACCCCGGCCAGGACCGGCGACUCCGGGUCCGGCCGCUGGAGCCCCACCAAAUCACCAACCCAGGCCCCCGCAAGCCCCCCGGCUCCCGUCAGCAGCUGGAGUAGGAGGGAACACGAAGGCGCCACAUCGCCGGCUUGGAACAUUGCCCAGUACGGGUACAUGGGCGGCGCAAGCCAAGGGAACCUGGGGAUUGCGUUUGGUGGCCGUCGCCAGAUCACUAGUGCCGGUCCCCACGUUCCGAGCAUUGCUGAGAAGGAGAAGAGGAGGAAGGAACAAGAAGCCGAAGCCGAGAGGCAACGCCAAGAGGAAGAGCGCCGACGGCAGGCCGAGAUCGAGGCUGAAGAGGAGCGAGCCCGGCAGGAGGAGGAAAGGCGGUGGGAGGAGGAGACCCGCCGCGCCCGGGAGGAAGAGCAGAGGCGGUUGGAAGAGGAAAAGAGGCAGUGGGCCGAAGAAGAACGUCAGUGGAAACUCACCCAAGAAAAGAGGCGCAGAGAAGAAGAGGAGGCCGAGGCCCGGCUGAAACAGGAGCGCCAGAACGCACGCAAGAGCAACCCCCAACUGCGCGGACAGUUCCUCAGCCAGUACCAAGCCGAAGAUGAGACGCCGGAACAGGCGCGCAUCAGGCAGCUCGAGCAACAACUCGAACUUGCACGCCAGCGCGAGGCAAGCUACGAAAGAGAGCGCCAGGGACGCUCUCUGCGGCCUGGCACCAGCGAUGACAAGAAGGCCCGGUCACGGUCGCGCAGCCGAGCAGCGCAGCCAGUCUCUAGGCAAGACUCGUGGAGCGUGCGCGACGAGCGCAACUUUAUCGCCAGCCAGUGGACGCAACACCAGCAGCAACUAGAACAGCACGACGAAGAACCCGAUGACGCGGCAAUGUCACCGCCACCCCUUGCAUCGCCGCGACCGCUGCCGAACCCCGCCGCUAUGGCGUCACCUCCCAUGGUUAAGACCCAUCGAACCGGCGAGGUGCCACCGGCCCUCCCGAUCCGGAACCAGCACACGGGUUCGCGUCCCCUACCUAACCCAGUUGAAGCCGGCCCGCCGCCCCCGAUCCGAAACCAACACACCGGCUCGCGGCCACUCCCCAACCCAGCCGGGGCACCACCACCAACCCUCCCAAUCCGGAACCAACAUACCGGAUCACGACCCCUCCCAGUCCCGGUGGUGGAAGCCGCCCCGCCACCGCCCAUCCGAAACCAACACACCGGCUCGCGGCCCCUCCCCAACCCUGUCCCCCCUCCGAACCCCGUCUUCGCAUCAAAGUCCUCCCCCGAAGCCUCGCGCCAGCGCCAGCAACCGCUCUCGCCCCAACCACCCCCGAAACAGACCUUCGCCCGCGAACUCCCCACCUCCACCGCCGACACCCCAUACACCCAACAACGCCGCACCCCCUUUUCCACCACCCCCACCCCCGCUGCCCCCGCUCCAGCACCAGCCCAGAAGAAACAAACCCUCCUCGAGCGCGAGAUGGAGCUCGAGCGCCAGCGCCAGCGCGAGUGGGAGGAGGCCCAGCAGGAGACGGCCGCGCGGGCCGCCGGGCGCGCGGCGGGCGACGGUGGUGGUGAUGCGGGCGGCGUGGACGGUAUCGGGGGUGGUGUUGGUGGGCGCUGGGAUGUCAGCCAGUGGACGGGCUUCACCGGCGGCGAUAGCCAGAAUAAGGGCGCGCAGGGGAUCGGCGCGGGGAGGCGCCAGAUUGUGGGGCCGAGGGGGAUUGGUGGGCCGAGGCCUUUGCCGAAUCCGCCGAGGUGAUGGGGGUGAGUGUGGGGUGGGUUGGGUUGGUUGGUUAGUUGUGUUGUUGGUGUGGGUGUGGGUGAGGAUGGGGUUUGGUGUGGCUCGGGUGUAAGCUGGGUUUGGUGUGGUAACGGA